Messenger RNA from Temnothorax curvispinosus, 2002 nucleotides. Its product is annotated as UDP-glucuronosyltransferase 2C1-like. Gene Ontology annotation, molecular function: UDP-glycosyltransferase activity. The record is from RefSeq and is a predicted model, not a curated record. The coding region runs from base 349 to 1905 and encodes 518 amino acids. NCBI's taxonomy places the organism in Eukaryota, Metazoa, Arthropoda, Insecta, Hymenoptera, Formicidae. The transcript is spliced from 5 exons.
UAUUUUUUAACACAACAAAUCUGUUUAAAAAGAUAGUAUAAAAUCUUAAUUAAAUUAUUUUUUGUAUCACAUUUAUCAGCGUCUUAUAUAAGCACAUACUAUAUAUAUUAUAUAUAUACAUUUAAAUAAUAUACAUUAUGUCUGAUAAUAUACAAUGAAUUUUUUAUAUUUAUGUCAGUAAGAAUGGCAUAAUGAAAGAAUUAUGAAGUAUCUGGGUGGGGAAGCCUUGAAAACUAACUUUUGAGUCUUGAUAAUGGCCAUUAAGCAACAUAUUUAUACCAGUAACUCGUAUAAAUUUCAAAAGUAUACUACAAUCUACUUUAGAAAAGCAUUCACGACCGUGGCAAAAUGUGGAAAGUUAUUUAUAAAAUGUUUAUCGUAUUAUCUUUGUGGUUUCUACUGGCAAACGAUAUAACGAAUGCCGAAAGAAUACUCGUGAUUACGCCUGCACCUUUUUAUAGUCAUCAUGUAGUUUUCCGAGCGUUGUGCUUAGCCUUAAAUAAACGUGGACAUGAACUAACCGUGAUAACUCCACAACCAAUAAAAGAUUCGACAUUAAAAAAUUAUACAGAAAUUGGUUUGGAUUUACAUGAAAUAAACAAAUACUACUAUUUAGUAUCACAACUGCCGAUGAUCGAAUUCCUCAAAUUCUUUUGGAAGUUAUCACAUCAAGUAAGCAUAAAAAUAUUUGAAGACCUAAAAUUUAAAGAACUCUACAGACACGAUAGCAAUGAGAAGUUCGACGCGGUUAUUCUAGAAUCACUAGGUUGUAUGUCACUAUCUACUAUGGCGUAUAGAUUUAACGCUCCUCUUAUAGGAAUUAUAUCUGUGAACAUACACAAUUACCAUCGAUAUAUUUUUGGUAGUUCUAUAUAUCCAUCGCAUCCUUCAAACUGGGAAUUUAAUAUACUACCUGAAGAAAAUCCGUCGAUUUGGCAAAGACUGUGGAACUUUAUCGACACGUGGUGCCUUAUUCAUUAUUGGAUUAAUAAUUACAUAACAGUGGAGCAGGAAAUCGUUAAAAAAUAUCUCGGAAACGAUAUACCAUACAUCGUCGACAUAAUGAAGAACAUGAGUGUGAUGUUAGUCAAUGAGAACCCGAUACUUGCAUACCCCAGACCCGAACAGCCAAACGCAAUAUUUUUUAACGGUAUCCAUAUACAAAAAACACCACCAUCUUUACCAAAAGACUUAGGACAAUUCCUAGAUGACGCGAUGGAAGGAUUUAUUUACGUGAGCUUUGGAACUAUUACCACUUGCCAUGAUUUACCGAAAGAAACGCUGAAGAACAUUGUUGAAGUGUUUUCGAAGUUACCUUAUAAAAUAGUUUGGAAAUUCGACUGCGAGUUGCCGGAAAAGCUCGAUAAUGCAUUUAUCUCAGAAUGGUUUUUGCAGCAAGGCGUACUCGGUAAAAUUAAAACUCAUCCGAACAUCAAGCUGUUUAUUUAUCAAGGAGGGGCCCAAAGUACUGAAGAAGCUGUCCAUUACGCGGUUCCAAUCUUAGGAAUUCCGACUAUGUCCGAACAAGAAAAUCGAGUUCGACGAUUGGUCUCGUUGGGUGCGGCAAUAUAUAUUAAAUUUAACGAAUUAACCAAGGAACGUCUUGAUAGUGCUAUUUAUCAAAUCCUCAAUGAUAAAAGUUACAAAGAAAAGAUGAUGUACCUAAGUUCUCUCUUCAAGAAUCAACCAUAUAACAGCACUGAAAAUUUAAUAUGGUGGGUAGAAUUCGUGAUGCGUCACAAAGGGGUAAAUCAUCUUCGAUUUAGUGACAGCGAUAAACCAUGGUAUCAACGUUACGAUAUAGAUAUUAUUGCGUUGCUCGCCACGGCAUUAUUUAUAAUCGAAUGCGUAAUAGCACUAACUAUUAUCCAAAUUAUACGUUUUACCUUAAACAAUAUUGUUUAAGAUACUUUCUUGCCGUUACUAAAUCGUUAAAUCUUAAAUUAAUUUUUCGUAAUAAAAAUAUUAUCGUAAUACGUAAGCAACAUUUUUAUUCCAUGUA